AUGAUGCUUCUGCCCUUACUCUUGUUCCUGGCCGCUGUACUGCCCCCAUCCCUUCAAGAUGACUAUGAGGAAACGAAUAAAGAUAUUGAGAAUUUGUCAACCACUAGAGAGUCAGUACAAGAAGAAAUUGUAAACAAGCAUAACGAACUGAGAAGAAAAGUCUCUCCACCUGCUAGUGACUUACUAAAGAUGCAAUGGAGUGGUGAUGCCCAAGUGAAUGCACAGAGAUGGGCAAACCUGUGCACUCAACAACACAGUCCACAAGAAGAGAGAACAAUCCACAUAAGAUGUGGUGAGAACCUCUUCAUGGCAAGUUAUCCAGCAUCGUGGUCUGAAGCAAUCCAAAGCUGGUUUGAUGAAUCCAAUGACUUUGUCUUUGGUUCAGGGCCCAAAAAAUCUGGUGCAGUAAUUGGACAUUAUACUCAGUUGGUAUGGAAUACAUCUUACGAAGUUGCAUGUGGAGUUGCUGAGUGCCCUGACCAACCUUUGAGAUUCUACUACGUUUGCCACUACUGUCCUCCUGGUAAUUUUUUAGAAAGGAUACACACUCCUUACACAAUAGGAGAACCUUGUGGCAGUUGUCCUAAUGACUGUGAAGACGGACUGUGCACAAACAUUUGUGAAUAUGAAGACGGCUAUUCUAACUGUGAAGAUCUGAAGAGAUCACUAACCUGUAAUCAUCCGAUGGUGAAAGAAAGCUGUAAAGCUGCAUGCAACUGUGAAGGAAAAAUUCACUAAAUUUUCCAGUACACACAAACAGGGCCAUGUGAAGUAA
This is a messenger RNA of Phodopus roborovskii (desert hamster), 775 nucleotides long. RefSeq names its product cysteine-rich secretory protein 1. The transcript has 7 exons. Bases 1 to 738 code for a protein of 245 amino acids. Lineage: Eukaryota; Metazoa; Chordata; Mammalia; Rodentia; Cricetidae. Gene Ontology annotation, cellular component: extracellular region. The record is from RefSeq and is a predicted model, not a curated record.